Messenger RNA from Bufo bufo (common toad), 1308 nucleotides. RefSeq names its product coiled-coil domain containing 34 (gene CCDC34). The transcript has 7 exons. Bases 129 to 1136 code for a protein of 335 amino acids. The record is from RefSeq and is a predicted model, not a curated record. NCBI's taxonomy places the organism in Eukaryota, Metazoa, Chordata, Amphibia, Anura, Bufonidae.
CACGCAAUGACCGAUGGGAUCGCGUUUAGGCGCCGCCAUUUUGAAAGCUGGCUGCAGUUUGUUGAUAACUGUAACCUGAAGGCGAUGUUUCUCCGGUGAUAACGGCUGGCUGAGCGGAGGCGUCCGACAUGUCUUCCACCACUUCCACCACCAGUGACCUGCGAUCUGCUGACCUGAGACGCUCUCAUUCCACCCCUCGAAAUCCAAGCACAAAAGAGUCUGAUAUGGGGCGUUCAAAAAGUUGUGAUAUCAGCACCACCGGGGACUCCACCUAUUCCUUGUUGUCGCCCAUCUACCACGACAGCUAUGAAAGUGACUUUGAAGAUCGUUCCUUCCAUGUGGAGAUUUUGGCCAAAGAAACUGAAAAGAAGAAGCCUUGUAUUCAGGACCAAGGCGAGACCAGCACGGUAGAGCAGCCUCUAGCAGAUUUGAAGCUUUCUCCUUGGGAAACGUGGCUGCUGAGCAAGGAAAGACGAGGUCGACUUGAACUGCAAAACAAAAUAUCGGAGGAAUUAAAACAAGAUGAAGAAAGAAGAAAAGAGGAGCAGAAGAAAGAGCAGAAAAAACAUUUGGCUGAAGAACAACACAAGGAAUGGGUCCGAAAAAAGCAUGAGCAGGAAAGAAAAGAGAAGGAACAAAAACUUCUCAAAGAGAAGCAGGAAAAGGAGUCUGAAGACCAGCAGAAACGUCUAAUAGAAGAGAAGAGUAAGGAGCGCUACCAAGGAUGGCUGAAGAAGAAGAAAGAAGAGGAGCAGGAGAGGAAGAGGAGGCAAAAGGAAGAAGAGGAGAAACGUUUAGCCGAGCAGAAAGAGAAGAAGGAGAAGGCAGAGCAGAUCUUCAAGGAGUGGGUCGAACAGGCCAAAAACAAACCACGACCGACGCUCAACAGCUAUGGCUAUGUCAAUGGGAAAUUGACAGGUUAUUAUGAUGGAAGUUCCUAUCCUGCUCCCGGGUUUUAUAACCCCAUUCCAUGGAAACCUAUCCCCAUGCCACCACCGAAGGAGCCUGUAAAAAAAAACACGUCUGGAAAGAAUAAAAGACGACUCGUCUCGCACCAGCUAUACAGAUCCAGCACGGCCAUGAUCUAUAAACCGAAGGACAAUCUACAAGUUGGCGGCGGGAUGUUUAGAAGAUAACAUGCCGUAUAGGAGGGAACGGGAAUAUAGAGGAGCUGGGCGAUGAAAGAACUAGUUUGGUUUAUUAAUCCAUUUUUUACAUAACAAUAAUUAUUUUUUUUUACAAAAGAGUGCUAAACAAUUUUGUCAGUUUAAUUUAUCGCAAUGGUAAAAUGUUCUAUUCCCCUCUAAA